UCUGUUAAAAAAUCAGACCUUUCCCAAACCACAGCUCGGAUUUAAAAAAAUAUUUUACAAAUUUUUUAGACGUUUAUUUCUUCGCACACUUGUCCAUCUACACACCGAAAAACUACUUUCUCCUCGUAUUGUCAAAUUAUUGUUUAACCGUGCUUCAAAACAGCCACAACAAGCAAAUGCCUGUUGGAUGAUGUUAAGCGAACUUUCUGCAUUUUUAGAUGUAUCUCCAGCACCGGCAAUUGAACAUUGGUCUGAACAUUUAAAUUUGGAUGAACAAAAUCGUUUAAUUGGUUAUAUGUCAAAAGUAAUUGCAAAUCGUGCUGAUUGUUUAAGUCUGCAACAACGGAAUUUUCUCAAGUCAAAUAUGGGUGAUGCUCUAACAAAUCACAAAGUAAAUCCAACAUAUAUUAACGCUGUUUAUUUUGCAUAUGCACGAGUUUUGAAAGGCGUAGCAAAAGGAGGAGACCAACAACUUCAGCAACCUUCAGGCCAUGCAGAAUUGGAACGUUUUAAUCAGCGUUGGUAUAGCAAAACUUUGAGAGCUCUCGAUAAAACAGUUUAUGAGGAAGGGGCUUCUGGAGAUGAAAUUGUUUCUUUUGAAGAACAAAUUGAAGACCAUCUGCGUUCUUUUCAAUCACCUCCGCCUAAUAAUAAUAAUGAAAAUCGGGAAAAUGUUGUGACUGAUAAACCAACUGAUGACAGAUUAAUUCGUCUACUUACAAGUAUUGGUGAAUGUAUUCAAUAUACUCCUGCACUUAUCAACAAACGUUUAUUUCGUUUAUUACAAGUCAUUAUUGCUUCGGAUAUGCUUAAAAAAGUGCAUGCUGAACAUAUUGCUGAACAAGGUGCCCCUUCAAUUGCGCCUUCUCAAUGUUUUGGCAGUCCAACACAUACAGUUUUUAGUGGUGCGCCUGGAUCUACUGUUCCAAAUCCUUAUCAAAUACGAAUUAAAAAACGAGUAUUUCAUUGUGAAUUGAUGACCCGUCGUGUGCGUGCAACAGCUGUUCUUACAUUGGGGAAGCUGUGUUUACAGGAUGAACAACUUGCCAAAAAAUGUAUCCCAGUAUUUAUUAGAGAAUUGAAACAAAAUAGUGAUCAUUUUGUACGAAAUAAUAUUGUUGUUGUUGUUUGCGAUCUUUGUAUUAGAUACACUUCUUUGGUUGAUAGAUACAGCACAAUAUUAGCUUCGAGUCUUCGGGAUCCUUCAAUUCUAAUUAGACGUCAAACAUUAAUGCUUUUGACAAAUUUGAUUAAGGAACAAUAUAUGAAAUGGGAAGGACCGAUUAUUUAUCGUUAUGUAACAACAUUAUUGGAUCAUGAUCCUUGUAUUCAGGAAUAUGCUAAUUUCUGUUUGACGGACAUUCUUCUACCUCAAUUUCGUGAGCGAAUGUUCUUCCACCAUUUUCUUGAGUGUGUUUUUAGUUUUAACCAAGUUAAACAUCCAUCACAUAUUAAACCAAUUUAUGAUGAUGGCUUUGAAUUACAUUCUGAAGUAGAUAAACAAUGUUCUUUGGAAGGUCGCCAGAAGUUCAAUGAUCGUUUACGUCUUUAUAAAUAUAUGGUUUGAUUAUCUAUAAUUGUAGUUGGUCCUCAUUUUUAAAUAUUCUCAAAAAUUGGGUACUCCUCGGUUUAGGAUGCGUUUUUUAAUUUUUGUUUAGUCUUCCAUGGGAUGAGAUGCUUAUUGUUAGGCUAUACCCCUAUUUUAUAUUUGGGUAAGACCGUUUUACUAACCCUCUAAUUCUAAUUGAUAAGGUUGACCCUCGUUAUAAGGUACGAGGAAGCUGUUUUAUUUUCUUUGGUUUGGUUUGUAUCAAGACACUGGCUUUGACGACCGGCCGCCACAACGAUUUCUUUAGUC
Messenger RNA from Meloidogyne enterolobii, 1858 nucleotides. Lineage: Eukaryota; Metazoa; Nematoda; Chromadorea; Rhabditida; Meloidogynidae. The record is from the annotation of a GenBank genome assembly.